AUGCAUCUACUCGCUACCUUACUGUUUGUUUUGAACUUCGUUCAUCAGGUAUGUGCCAAACGGAAGCUGGUGGCUUCGUCGCUGGUAAGCUGUAUGGAAAACUCCGAACUGGUAGCCAAUUCUUUUUCGGUGACUUUUGAUGCUGAUAGCAGAGCUCUCCAUUACUCCCUAGACAUGACUACAGAGAUCGACGGCUACAUCACCGCAGAUGUUGAGGUAUGGGCAUACGGUUUCAAAAUCAUUUCCAAAUCGUUGGAUCUGUGCUCGCUGAACUGGAAGCAGUUCUGCCCCCUACAUCCAGGUAACGUCCAAGUCGAGUCGAUCGAGUACAUCUCGAAGAGUCUGGUGAAACAGAUCCCUGGUAUUGCCUAUCAGGUUCCGGAUAUUGACGCCUUUGUGCGUGUGAAGAUUUAUCCACGUGGAAGCACAACGACGACCUUGGCAUGCAUCCAAGCCUUUUUCUCUAACGGUAAAACCGUAUCACAGACAGGUGUUAAGUGGGCAACUGCUGUGAUUGCAGGAAUAGGGUUGUUAUGCUCCGCUAUUCUGUCAACUUUCGGAAACUCUAAUGCUGCCUCCCAUAUCUCAGCCAAUACAAUGUCUCUUUUCCUGUAUUUCCAGUCCGUCGUCGUGGUGUCCAUGCAGCACGUUCACAGAGUACCACCAAUUGCUGCCGCUUGGUCGGAAAACCUGAUUUGGUCGAUGGGUCUCAUUCACGUUGAUUUUAUGCAAAAGAUUUUCAGGUGGUUUGUGCAAUCGACAGGUGGCACUCCAUCGUUGUAUUUGACAUCUAAAACCAUUUCCGUGCUUGUACAGAGAGGUUACGACUUACUAGACAACGUUCCUUUACUGAAACGGGCUGCAGAUGUACUAUAUGGUAAUUCGACCGUGCUGAUUGAAAGAGGUAUCAAAAGACUUGCCCAUCGAGCCGAUAUUGAGAACACGUCAAUUGUUUGCACUGGUUUCACCUUCUUUUUCCUCUGCGGUUAUUUCCUGGCUGGCUCCAUCAUAGCUUCCAAGUAUGCGAUCGACCUCUGCAUCAAAGCUGGGUGGUUGAACAAUAGCAGAUUUACGGACUUUAGAAGCAAUUGGCGAGUUGUUUUGAAGGGCACUUUGUUACGCUAUACUUACAUCGGGUUUACGCAGCUGACGUUGCUGAGUUUUUGGGAGUUUACCCAGAACGACUCUCCUGCUGUCAUUGUAAUUGCAGUGCUUUUGCUGAUCCAAGCCUUGGGCCUGAUGUUAUGGGCUGCAUUUAGAACGAUUUCUUUUGCCAGACUUUCAGUUCAGCAGAAAAGGAAUCCCGCGGCGCUACUUUACGGUGACCAACGUAUUCUGGACAAGUAUGGUUUUUUCUAUACGAUGUUCAGCGCCAAACAUUAUUGGUGGAACUGUGUCAUAUUGGCAUACAUUCUUUUGAAGUCUAUUUUUAUUGCUUUCUGUCAAGCUUCGGGAAAGACUCAGGCGUUAGCAAUUUUCAUCUUUGACUUGGCUUACAUGGUCGUUCUCAUUAUUUUCCAGCCGUACUUCGAUCGUCCUACUAAUAUUGUCAACAUUCUGAUCACGACUGUAACCACGGUCAAUUCAUUUUUGUUUCUGUUCUUCUCUGACUUAUUUGGCCAGCCUUAUAACGUUUCGUCAAUUAUGGGAUGGGUAUUCUUUAUCAUGAAUGCUGCUUUUUCCUUGAUCCUAUUAGUGCUAAUCCUCAUCUUUGUCAUUCUGGUAGUAUGCUCUAAAAACCCAGAUUUGAGAUUCAAGCCUGCCAAGGACGACAGAACCUCAUUCCAAAGGUCUUCUGGUAGUCACGGGAAAAUCAAUAAGUCUGUUGCCGCUGAAUUGUUGGCAUUGGGGAACACUGCCAAGAAUCAUGACGACAACUGGGAGGAGGGGCUCUACGCUCAACAGAAGUUACAGAAAGACCGCAGUUUGUCAGGUUUGGACUACUCUGACGAAAAACUAGCAAGCACUCAAUCAACAUCGGAGGACAAUGAAGGCGUCCAGCCUUCACUAGCCGAAAGACUGAAACGCAAGCUGUCUUUCAAGAGAACGAAGUCGACUUCUUCGAGAAAUCGGCUCGAAAAAGAUAAUGAAGUGGUUGACCCGGAAAAUGCCAUAACAUCUCUUUCUCGUGAGCCUUCAGCCUCAUCUAAUGCGGCCGUUGCGGUCAAGAGAGACUACCCUGGUAUCCACAGCAGGCAGGAAUCAGACUCAAACAACGGCCUAAUGCAAUCCUAUAAUGUCGUCGAGAAUAAACGAUUAGCAACUCAGGAAGAAGACGACCAUCCCCUGGUGGGGGCCAAUGUACAUCAGGCGACGGGUGUGGACAGAAGUAACGAACUGGCAAGAGAUGAAAGCAUGGACUCUGUGAAUGCUGCCACUCAGCCGAACGCUACGUCUUCUACGGAUCUUUUUACACACAACAACGGUUCUUACUAUGGAAGGUUAUAA
This is a messenger RNA of Lachancea lanzarotensis, 2448 nucleotides long. Its product is annotated as LALA0S05e06590g1_1. The transcript has a single exon. Gene Ontology annotation, biological process: transmembrane transport; fungal-type cell wall biogenesis. Bases 1 to 2448 code for a protein of 815 amino acids. Lineage: Eukaryota; Fungi; Ascomycota; Saccharomycetes; Saccharomycetales; Saccharomycetaceae. The record is from RefSeq and is a predicted model, not a curated record.